GUGGUCUUCAACAAUCCGGUGACAUAAACUCCACCAACAGGAGACUCGGAGCCACAAUGGGCAGUGUCGAGAAAAACAAGGAGCAGGAUGAUAGUAGUUCUAGGUCUUAUCGAGGAGCAGGACAGCGUACGCUAGCAGGAGCACCUCCAGGUGAUACACCAGGAGGAAAGAAUUUUAAAGCAAAAAAUGCUGCUGGAACAACAAGUGGAGCAAAGAACACAAGUGGGAACAAAACAGCUACUGGAGGAGGACGAACAACAACAAGACGGCCGUUGGAU
Molecule: messenger RNA, 278 nt
Organism: Amoebophrya sp. A25
Lineage: Eukaryota; Dinophyceae; Syndiniales; Amoebophryaceae
Source: the annotation of a GenBank genome assembly